AUGUCCGGAAAAGCAGGCCUGAGUCGAAACUUGGCGCGUAUGCUUGCGCCAGUGUACUGCCAGCCGAAGGGCCUAGGGGGACUUGGCGCGUUGGCCCGUCGAUUCCAUCGGUAUCAGAGCUGGCGGCACCUGGCAAGCCUUGGACGGGAGAUCAGUGAUGCCCCGCGCAUCGCGUGGUCUUUCUGGGACAAGGGGAAGGACAAGCUGCCAGACUUCCGGCGCCUGUGUAUGGAAACCUGGGCCGUGCAAAAUCCGCAUUGGAAGAUAGUGGUGCUGGACCAAAGCAAUGUCCAUGAGUACCUUGAGCCAAAGGAGCUCCCAAGACUCUGGCCAGAGAUGUAUGUUCCCUGGCAAGCCGAUGCAGUGAGGCUCGCCUUGCUUGUCAAGUACGGCGGCUUGUGGAUUGAUGCCUCGACCAUUUGCUUCCAGCCCUUUGACAAGUGGAUGUACAACACCAUCUCCUCUGAAAGGGCUGCUGAGGACAUCGGCGCGUUCUAUUUCUCAGCAUGGGGGUGUGAGAUGCACAAAAGCAAGGAGUUCGUGGAGAACUGGGUCAUGGCUGCUCGCCGCCAACAUCCCAUGCUUGUGGCCUGGAAAGCUUUGUUCAACGGGUAUUGGGACAGCAAGACAAGGGCUGAUGCAAUGUCCAUGUUCCUCGACCCACCAGGGGUCCCGGAUCAUCCGCUAUUCCAGAACGUCGACCUGAGCCAUUUGAAGCGCUUCGGGCAGGAUCUCCGCAACUAUCUCCUUAUGCACGCGGCAUUCAAGAAGCUCAUUGAUCAAUACCCAGAGUUCCGGCGAAUCUGGAAAGAGGAGAUGGUAUUGAUCCGGGCUGAUGACACGGCUUUUUGGCACAUGGAGGAGCCAGAUGUCAAGUGGGAUCCGCAGGCGGCUCUGCGCAAGUGGCGUGGGCCACUGGAUCCACAGUGGCUGGACUACGUGGUGACAUGCCCAGUAUUGAAGUUCACAAGGGACACGGCUACGCUGCUGGAUGAGGUACCUGGUCAAGCGUGCUUGCAGGCUGGAACUUGUUUGGGUGAGGCCUUCCGUGCUGCCCUGACCCCACGAACCGAUUGA
Molecule: messenger RNA, 1077 nt
Organism: Symbiodinium natans
Lineage: Eukaryota; Dinophyceae; Suessiales; Symbiodiniaceae
Source: the annotation of a GenBank genome assembly